Exophiala spinifera is the source of this 1008-nucleotide messenger RNA. RefSeq lists its product as uncharacterized. Gene Ontology annotation, cellular component: nucleolus; preribosome, small subunit precursor. Lineage: Eukaryota; Fungi; Ascomycota; Eurotiomycetes; Chaetothyriales; Herpotrichiellaceae. The coding region runs from base 1 to 1008 and encodes 335 amino acids. The record is from RefSeq and is a predicted model, not a curated record. Gene Ontology annotation, biological process: maturation of SSU-rRNA from tricistronic rRNA transcript (SSU-rRNA, 5.8S rRNA, LSU-rRNA). The transcript has a single exon.
AUGGGCAGCUAUCGGCCGGCUCCGCGCCGACAACAACAUGAUACCUGGCGCCCUUCAGAUCGAGCAUCCGGCCGCGGCCGUGACAAUGAGCGUGAAAGAAGUGGCGAUGACAAUCGUAAUCGUGCUUCUGCUCGAGAACAACCUAAGAAGUUGGCACCAGUCAGGUCGGGCGUGAGCAAGUCGAAGAAGGAACGUCAAAACAACCGCUCAACGCGAAUCCACUCCCUCCGCAACCUCUUGGGCAAGAAGGCCGACUUGCCCAUGACUGUUCGUCAUGAGAAGGAGCGGGAACUGGCUGCUCUACUUCUGGAGCAGGAGAAAGCCGAGGUCACCCAGAAUGCUAGAAGAAAUCUGCAACGCUAUCAUUUUGUCCGUUUCAUGGAGCGCCAGAAGGCUACAAGGGCCCUGAAGAAACUUGUCAAGCUGCGAUCGUCGCCUUCAUACAAGGAUGAAUACAAGAAGAAGCUGGAAAAUAUGAUCCACGAGGCCGAGGUGGAUGUGGCAUACACUCAGUAUGCGCCACUAGGAGAAAAGUACAUCAGUUUGUACGUGGGAGGAGAGAGCCAAGUUGACAAAAAAGAGGUGGCCAAGAAAACCUACGCCAUACUGGACACAAGCCAGCGUGACGAGUUUCGUGCCAUUUCCGACGAGCUGGCCCAAAUCGUUCGGACAGCGUCUGGUGUCAAACCCCCAUUGUGGUAUGAAGUCGAGAAGUACAUGGCUGAAGGCCAAGACAAAUUGAAUGCUCUUCGAGAAGGGAGAUUGACGGCGCAUAAAGUGGACAAAGAGCUCACGAGCGUUGGGGGCAAGGAACAAGCAUCUCUGCGGAGGCUGCAACAGCAUACGUCCGAGGCAAAGCCAUCAUGGCUCGACGAUGAUGGUAUGAUUGAUCCGGCUGAUUUAGAUAGCGAAGACGACGAGCAGCCCGGUGGCGUCCAAAUAAGACGAAACCACGAUGACGCAGACGACGACGAAGACAUGAGUGAUGGCGGAUUUUUCGAACGCUGA